GUGCUGCAGUCCAACGGAACUUACAACAACGGCGGUUGCUCUGCCUUUUGUGAGGAACACAUCAACACUCAAACAGGGUAUUGCCCAUUUGAUCCUACUUCCAUCGGUACUGGUUGUUGCCAGGCCCAAAUCGUCGGAGAGACAGGUUUAGUGGGAGCAGAACUAAUAGACUUGAGCAGGAAAGUGCAACGUAGGAAGGUUUUCCCAUGCAGCUACGCCUUUAUCCAGGAGGUUUCAGACACAUAUCAAACCGGAUUUUCGUAUCCGUUGUUCUACCUCCAUAACUCAACCGCGUUGCAGAAUGACAAUUGGGCGUCGGCAACAAGUCCACCAGUGGUGCGGCUGGACUGGAUUGCCGGGCUUGAAAACUGCAACCAAGCAAAGCUAAAUCCUACUAGUUACGCAUGUCGAGAUGAGAGGAGUUUAUGUGUUGAUGUUGCUAACGUCAGUAGAGGAUACAGGUGUAGCUGCGUCCAAGGUUACGAGGGCAACCCUUACCUUCUUGGAGGCUGCCAAAGUUCGUACUACUAUUCUUCUUUUAUUUUAUUAUAUUUUCGCAAACACCUUUCACUAACACUAUCUCCAGCUAUUGCAUUUCCCAGUUCAAUUGCAAGAAAUGGGUGCCAGGAUCAGUGUGGGAAACUGUCAAUUCCAUUUCCAUUGCUCUUUGGAGCCAUCCUUUGAAGUAGAUUGCGAUACCUCCGCGAACCCUCCCAAAGCUUACCUCUCUAUUCUCAAGAAAGAAAUCACCCUCUUAAAUUUAUCACAGGACUAUCCAACACUUGGUUAUGCUUGCUACAAUCUCAGCAGAGAAUCAUUAUUAAGACGGAAGAGCAAAGCUUGAGGAUUGACUUGUCAAAAACAAAAUUCACGUUGUCGGAAGAUAGUUGGAUCUCUGUGAUUGGGUGCGAUGAUAUUAAUAUAAUGGUGGGUAUGACUCGACAUGUCAAUCGAACUUGUGUUGGCAGUACAUGUGCAGCUGUUUGCAAGGAUAACCAAAUUGCUAAUGAUUAUUACGCAUAUUGUCCGACAAAGAGGGCUGAGUAUUGGCCUGGAAAUGGCUGUUGCAGGGCAUAGUGGCCGAUGGCCGCGAACCAAUUUCUAUUGCAGCUACGCCUUCCUUGGAACCAAGGAUGACUAUUAUGAAGCAACAUACCCCAUUUUUAAUAACUCAACACAGAUUCUAUCUGAUGAUCCACACAUCAAUUACCGACCCACGAUAGUUCCACUGGACUGGAGGAUUGGUGCCGUAAAUUGCAAAGACGCGCGACUCAAUCCGACUGAUUAUGUUUGUCAGAAUAACACCGUCUGCAUUGAUUUUGAUGAUACAGUUAGAGGCUACCUCUGCAACUGCUCCAAAGGAUACCAGGGCAACCCUUACCUUAGCCCAGGAUGCAAAGAUAUUGAUGAAUGCGCUGAUAGUGCACCUAAUGCAUGCGUUUCAAAUUCAAUUUGUAUCAAUGUUGUUGGAUCUUAUCACUGCUCAUGCCCCAAAGGAUAUGUUGGUGAUGGCACCCCUUGUAUUAAGGUGUCGCCAUCCAACACCAAGACCAUAAUCUUGGCAGGUAUGGGCUCUGGAUUAGGAUUUCUUGUACUCGCCUUAAUGUCCUUUUGGUUGAUUAGAGCAUUGAAAAAGAGAAGGGAAAAAGUGAUUAAGGACAGAUUUUUCAAACGAAAUGGUGGUCUUCUCUUACAACAACAACAACAACAACAAAAUGAAGGCACAAUUCGAAAAACAAAACUUUACACUGCAAAAGAGUUGGAGAUAGCUACUGAUCACUUUAAUGAAAACCGAAUCCUUGGACAUGGAGGUCAGGGUAUUGUCUAUAAAGGUAUGUUAUCUGAUGGUAAAAUUGUUGCAGUGAAAAAAUCAAAGUUGCUUGAAGAAAUGCAAUUGAAACCGUUCAUAAAUGAGGUGGUUAUAUUGUCACAAAUCAAUCACAAGAAUGUGGUCAGUUUGUUGGGUUGUUGCUUGGAAACGGAAGUUCCUUUGCUUGUUUAUGAAUUCAUGCCAAAUGGUAGCCUUUAUAAUCUCAUACAUGAUCCAAAUAAUGAAUUUCCUUUUCCAUGGAACAUGCGUUUGAAAAUCGCAGAAGCAUUGGCCUAUUUACACUCUGCAUCUUCUGUAGCGAUCUAUCACAGAGACAUCAAGUCAAGUAAUCUCCUUUUGGACGAGAAAUAUGUUGUCAAAGUGUCGGACUUUGGAACUUCAAAGCCCAUUUCUGCAGGUCAAACUCACUUAACUACUCUGGUUAAAGGGACGUUCGGAUAUUUAGAUCCAGAGUAUUUUCAUUCGAGUAAAUUCACGGAAAAGAGCGAUGUUUAUAGUUUUGGAGUGGUUCUUACCGAGCUUCUUACUGGUAAAAUGCCAAUUUCGCUUGACGAGGAAGAGGAGGAAAGAAGCCUAGCUACUUGGUUUCGUUCAUGUAUGGUAGGAAACUGCCUGGACACGAUUUUGGAUCCUCAAAUUUUGGAGCAAGGUAUGAAGGAAGAAGAGGUGGUUUUAGUGGCUAAACUUGCUCAAAAAUGCUUGAAUUUGAAAGGAAAAAUGAGACCAACUAUGAAACAAGUGGCUGUCGAAUUGGAAAGUUACAGGUUAUCUCAAAGGUCUAUUAGAGUUGAAGAUGAAUCUGAAGAUGUGAGAUUUUUUGAAGACAUUCCUGGAUCAAUUUCUGAAAAUGAUUUCACAUUGCCAUGUAGAUAGUGUGUGUAACCGCAUGUAUAAGAAUUUACAAAAAAAAAUUUAAAUUUCAUGCACAUACUGUAACAAAAGUUCUCUCAUCAGUCUCAAAUUCCGGCCAAG
Molecule: messenger RNA, 2803 nt
Organism: Salvia splendens (bonfire salvia)
Lineage: Eukaryota; Viridiplantae; Streptophyta; Magnoliopsida; Lamiales; Lamiaceae
Product: putative wall-associated receptor kinase-like 11
Exons: 5
Coding region: 944-2704 (586 amino acids)
Biological process (GO): cell surface receptor signaling pathway; protein phosphorylation
Cellular component (GO): plasma membrane
Molecular function (GO): calcium ion binding; ATP binding; protein serine/threonine kinase activity
Source: RefSeq, a predicted model, not a curated record